AGGCGGAGGGGCGCGGGGGAAAGGCACCGAGAGCGCGGGGGGCCGCCGUCCCGGUGAUGAGCGGCUGAGGCGGAGCCGCGCGGCGACAGGUGGCGGCGGCUGCGGGACGUCCGUGCGGCUGCACGGCCCGGCGCGGGUGGCGGGGCCGUGCCCUCCCUCUCACCGCGCUCCCCUCGCCGCUGCCCGCGAGCGGUCGGUGAUGGCGGAGCGGCUGCCGCCGGGAGCCCCCUCGGUGAUUUUUUGCCAGGACUCGCCGAAGCGCGUCCUGGUCUCCGUUAUCAAAACCACCCCGAUCAAACCCUCCCCGGCGUGGGGCGGGGGCGAGGAGCCGAUGCCCGUCCCUCCGGUCCCCACCAGCCCCGGCUUCAGCGACUUCAUGGUCUACCCGUGGCGCUGGGGCGAGAACGCGCACAACGUGACCCUCAGCCCCGGCGGCGGCGACAGCACCGCCGGCCCCUCGGCGCUGCCGCCGCCCCGCGGGGCCGCGGGCAGAGCCCCCGCCGGGGACGAGGAGCCGGCGGAGAGCGGCGGCCGCCACCGGCACCGCAAGGAUGGGAUCAAACGUGGCCGGCCGAGAGCAGACACCGUCCGAGACCUGAUCAGUGAAGGAGAGCACUCCUCCAGCAGGAUACGCUGCAAUAUCUGCAACAGGGUCUUCCCACGAGGGAAGUCACUGCAGGCCCACAAGCGCACUCACACGGGUGAAAGGCCCUAUUUAUGUGACUACCCAGAUUGUGGGAAAGCCUUUGUACAGAGUGGGCAGCUCAAAACUCACCAGCGUCUCCACACAGGAGAGAAACCAUUUGUCUGCUCAGAAAAUGGCUGUUUGAGCAGAUUCACACAUGCAAACCGUCACUGCCCAAAACAUCCCUAUGCCCGGCUGAAGAGGGAGGAGCUCACAGACAGGCUGACCAAGAAGCAGACGGCUGACAAUAAAGCUGUGGCUGAGUGGCUAGCAAAAUACUGGGAGACCAGAGAACAGCGUGCUCUUGCUUUGAAGACCAAAGCAAUGCAGAAAACGGACCAGGAGCAGCAGGACCCGAUGGAGUAUCUCCAGUCUGACGAGGAGGACGAUGAAGAGAAGAGCAGCUCUCACUCAGCCGCCUGCCUGCGCCGGCUGCAGGAGCAGCGCGAGCGCAUGCACGGGGCACUGGCUCUCAUCGAGCUGGCAAACUUAGCCGUGGCACCCCUGAGACAGUAGAUGGGAGCAGUCUCUGCCUACACAAAACAUU
Molecule: messenger RNA, 1232 nt
Organism: Corapipo altera (White-ruffed manakin)
Lineage: Eukaryota; Metazoa; Chordata; Aves; Passeriformes; Pipridae
Gene: ZNF367
Product: zinc finger protein 367
Exons: 5
Coding region: 200-1201 (333 amino acids)
Biological process (GO): homophilic cell-cell adhesion
Cellular component (GO): cell-cell junction
Molecular function (GO): ionotropic glutamate receptor binding
Source: RefSeq, a predicted model, not a curated record